CCCCCUCCCCGUCUGUGGCAGGUUACAGCCCUAUAGAGCUGACGCUGAGCUCCUCAUUGUUCACCAGGCAGCUGGUCGCCUCGGCAUUGCGCCACUGAGCCGUAGAGACAGACCCAGCCCUGAUUCUCUCCUCUCUCCUCCUCACACUCUCUCCUCUCCGCCCGGCAACAUCCCGCUCGGCUCUGCUCCUCCAGCCAACAUGGCAAGCACCGUAUCAGCCUACAAGGAGAAAAUGAAGGAGAUGUCUGUGUUGUCUCUGAUCUGCUCCUGCUUCACCGCACAGCCGCACCCCAACAGCAUCUACCAAUAUGGAGCAGACAUGGAGGUGAAGCCCAUUAACAAGCGGCUCUCGGGUCAGUCCUUCGAGGUGAUCCUGAAGGCGCCGGCGGACCUGUCCCCCGACCGUCCCCAGCCCCUGGCGUCCCCGCCCAAGAAGAAGGACAUGUCGCUUGACGAGCUCCAGAAGCGGCUGGAAGCGGCCGAGGACAGGAGGAAGUCCCAGGAGGCCCAGGUUCUGAGGCAGCUGGCGGAGAAGAGGGAGCACGAGCGGGAGGUGCUGCACAAGGCCCUGGAGGAGAACAACAACUUCAGCAAGAUGGCUGAGGAGAAGCUCAACCACAAGAUGGAGGUCAACAAGGAGAACCGCGAGGCCCACCUGAACGCCCUGAAGCUGCGGCUCCGCGAAAAGGAGAGGCACGCUGCCGAGGUCCGCCGAAACAAGGAGCUGCAAGUGGGGCUUUCCGGCUGAAGACAUUUUCUAUGACUUUCCUGAGAGGUUCCCAUGUCUGAAGAGUUUUGGCUAGGAAAAUGCAACUUUUUUUAAACUUUCUGUAUCCAAGAUCAUACAUACAUACAUACAUACAUCACUCUGCAUCUAUUAAUCUCAUUUGUCAUGCAGUAGGGUAACCGUUUCUAAGUAGAUUAUUGCAACUAGUUCACCGAUCACCACGUCAGUCUGUAUUCUGCCAGUGAAGGUCCACUGAUAGUGAAUCAGCUGCUCAGCCUUCAGGCUUUCACUUUUUUUUUUCCUUUGCAGGAGUUCGAAACACGUGAUUUCAGAUUCGAAAGCAGACAUAGUGCUUUGAAUGCAGAAGCUACAAAUCACUGACUGAAAGCCACUGCAUUAAUCAAAUGCAGUGUGAUGGACCACAUAGUGACAUGCAAGUGUAACGGUCACCUGUCAGUACUCUUUUGUGGGAAAGGUACAGUAUGUUUGAAGGCUUUUCAUAUUUGCUCCAGGAGUAUUUCAUAAAGCAACAUUACCAGAAUCUUAUAGUGAAAUUAUGACCAAUCAUUAUUAUAUUAUAGUCACCAGAUCUUUAGGCCAAAUCUUGAACACAAGAAUGAAAGAGUGUUUGCUCUUAAUAGUCACCUAUACUAGACUGAAGCACAACCACACUUGAUAAAUGUCCCAUCAGGUAAAACACUAGAGCUCGAAUCCCAUCGCAAAGACCCUGGCAUUAGCAUCACCGUAACUGUCUGUUCCAAAUAUUUACUGAUUGUAUGUGCUAGUGUGUGUGCAAGAAUCGCUCAAGACUUUUUUUUCCCUGUCUUAUUUCUGCAGUAAGUAGUUAGUAGGAACCAAAAUGUGCAAGAUGUGAUGCCGCGCAAGAGUGUUUGCUUGAAGUAGAGCUCUGCCCUGAAGCUUGUUAAUCAUUUCACCUGUAAAUACCUUUUAAUAAAUGCGUCAAUUACCAUCCCCUGCCGUCCUGCACCAUUCCGUAUUCCUACAGACCGCCCCCUCGACCCCUCUCUGCUCUGCUGUUUGUACAUACGUCACCUGUCUGACAGGUUGCCAUGGCGAGGCUGAAUCUGGUGCUAUGGAGUUCCGCUGUUUGCUUGUUCGAGAGUGUCACCUUGACACCACGCUGUCUGUGGCUCGUUGGCGUGGCUGUUAUUCAUGUUGUUGGAGUGGCAGUCCCCCCAACCCAGCCUGGGGUAUCCCAAGACGGGGGAAAAAAGUGGUUGUUGUCUGAAGCAGCACAGACUCCAAUUUUGUCGGGGCACGUAGAUGCAUUGCCCUUUCAGCUCUACAGUCUUUCUGUUGCUGUCUGAGCAAAUAAAGGCCAAAAGUGAGAGCAUAUGGAGAAGGAAUGAAACAAACUAUUUCAGGUAACACUUUAUAUUAACCACUAAUGAAAACAUUCUUAGCAGGUGGAUCAGUGGCUUUUCUAAAGUAGACAUCACUCACUUCUCAUUGACCUAAGGGCACCAACACAUGAUAAGUCAACCACUGACUUACACAUUCAACACCUUUCGUACAUCAUGUGUAAGUGGUGGGUGCCGUCUUCUUUAGGACAAGCACUGCAAAACAGUUAAUUUGUGUUUGUAACAUUUUAUCAAUAUACUGUAUUAAUUAAAGGUUUAUUAACCUUAAUAUAAAGUGUUACCCUUAACAAAAUAGAAAUGCUAGUUGACGUUUCUUGACAGUGCUUUAGUACUCUGCUGCCAAGUGGCGGCUUUGGACAGCAUUAUACCUGGACAGCUACUUCAUCACUGGCACUUUGGCGUAGAGCACCGCCCAGGCACACUGGUCCCUUUUGCUUCCAGUGAAGGGCAUACAGUAUGUUUGAAUCCAGAAUUGAAAAUUACACCAUCUGUGUGAAGAAAGAACUCCAAUGUAAUGCAGAUCAUGUUUAUAUCAGAGGGUCAUUAGCGCAAGGCAGCUGUGACAUCACUAAGGCGCGUAUGAAGAGAGCAUCUACUUUGUACCGUGGUCAGACAAUGAAACCCUUGACAGGCCUCUGUUCAUGUGCUCGUGAGGGCACCCCCAUAGUUUUCAGCCUCGGUGCCAACGAGCACUGUGCUGGUACUUGAAUGGGUUAUAACCUUGCCUUAAGAAUGCUGUGCAUUGUGCCAUUCACUGUAUGCAUUUCCUGCUUCUGUCAGUUGGAGACCCCCACCAGACAGCCCUGAAUAACUCCAUGUGGACUCAAGGCCACGCCUGGACAUUGUAAUGACGAUACUGUCACUCAAUCGUGUUUUAUAGACUAUUACAGUACACACCCUGUCCAAAUGGCUCCACGCACAGAAGCAAUUACACCCCUACAGCUCCCUGUAUAAUCACAUUUUAAGAUAUGUCACCUGCAGUUCAGCGUCAUCUUGGCAUUGCUAUUGUGAACAAAAGUGAUCAUGAAAAAAAAUAAAGUUGGUAACAUGCCAUUUA
This is a messenger RNA of Megalops cyprinoides (Indo-Pacific tarpon), 3166 nucleotides long. Its product is annotated as stathmin-3-like. The transcript is spliced from 5 exons. Gene Ontology annotation, cellular component: cytoplasm; neuron projection. Lineage: Eukaryota; Metazoa; Chordata; Actinopteri; Elopiformes; Megalopidae. Gene Ontology annotation, biological process: microtubule depolymerization; regulation of microtubule polymerization or depolymerization; neuron projection development. Gene Ontology annotation, molecular function: tubulin binding. Bases 200 to 748 code for a protein of 182 amino acids. The record is from RefSeq and is a predicted model, not a curated record.